This is a messenger RNA of Pocillopora meandrina, 1903 nucleotides long. Lineage: Eukaryota; Metazoa; Cnidaria; Anthozoa; Scleractinia; Pocilloporidae. The record is from the annotation of a GenBank genome assembly.
ACGCCGCAAGGGCAAAAUUCAGCUGAGGCGAUCUGCCGAUCUACAAUUUCUUGUGGUUAGCUAUGUUGCAAAAUCAGGGUGUUGAGUUUGACAAUGGAUGAAUCUUCUGAUGGAGAAAUUAACUGGCCAAAAAGUUUCAAGCCGAUCUUGAAAGGUGGCAGUAAAUACUUCGUGAUCGACGAAUCAUUUCUGCUCGCACUAGGAGUCAAAGUCCAUGUAAAGCAAAGAGGAUUCAAAGAUCUCGAUCACAUACUAGAAAGACACGGUAAGUGGAAUUUACGAAUCUUUUCACGAAUUCAAUGUAGUUUAUCAGCUAUCGUCUAAAGAAUCGAGGUAAUGGGCAAUAGGGUACUAUUUGUCAAGCCUUCUGAUAACCUGCGAUUACGCGAAAAGAAACUUAUUUCCCUUGGAUUGAACAAUCAAUCGAACACUGCAAUGAAAACCCUGAUCACUCGAACUAUGUUACCCUUAUAGGCUGAAAACAUUACGAUUGCAGUAUUGCAGGACCAUGUUUGUAUAUGAGCGAGGUGUGAUUUCAAACCCUUGUAUCUUUCUCCCUAAAAAUAUAAUAUGCUGUAUCGUCUUUCUUUUGGUUAUUGUUGUAGACAAUCCAAUACAAUUUUUAUCGUAUGCAUGUUGAUUUAUCUAAAUUAUUUAAAUUGUGCUUUUUAAUUUUCAAUAAAGUCAGUUUAAGUCACUAAAAAUUGAAGAGCACAAUAAAAAAUAACUCCAAAAUACUGACGAUUAAAUACACCUGCCCCUUAUUAAAUUUUUCAACAUAUAUUUAUGCAUGGAUUUAUUACUCUAAUGCCCUUUUCUUGUCAUUUCACUAAAAAUGGGCACACCAAAGUAAUAAUACAGUUAAUGCUACAUUAGAGCUUACUUUAAUUUCUGCCAAAUUUCUAAGAUUUUUUGUCCAGUGCUUAAAAGACUUCAUCAGCUCAGUUGAGUUUAUAUGCUCUAACCUAAAGUGCCUGAGGUAGUUUUGACCAAAGAUUUAAAUGAUAUUUUACAAGUUUGCAAAAGGGAGGCUUAAAAUAACAGUCCUGAACUGAGUGAAAGGAAAACAAAUGUUUGAUUAAGUUAUUGGAAAAUUUACUUUCAAAAUGGGUUCCCUUAUAAAUUACAACAGGAAUUUAAUUACAACAGGAAUUUAAAAUGCUAGCUUUCUAAAAACACCGCAUCUCUGCCCACUGAUGUCAUAACUUAAGUUCUGGUUUGUACCCUUUAAGGUUUAGUUGUACAAGAUGAAUAUCUGUUAAAAAAUGGGUCAGCAAAACUCCGCACCCACGUGUCCUGUAAGGCAGCAAUACUGGUGCUGUUCAACUUCAGCAGUGCUAGGAAGAGCGAAGAAGCAGCAGCAGCAAGAGACUUGCGGUGUCAGUUGGUAGACAUCAUACUUGUAAAUGUUGCUCCCACAUCUGAAUCCCUUCAACAACAAGCCAAUAGAGACAGUUCCGCAUAUCCUUGCCCCACUGUUUCUGGCCCUCCUGCACAUCUGUUGGAGUCGACAACUCCUGCUAACUCUACUGUUCCUGGCCCUCCUGCACAUCUGUUGGAGCUGACAACCCCCGAUAAAGGACACCUACACUGUAGCAAGGGGAUACCUUACAAAAAGUGUACUUUUCAAUUUUAUUCGUUUCCUUCUGCAAAACUCAAAUUGAACUCGUAAUGUUUGAAACAUUGGAACAUUGUACUUGCUUACCAGAGGUAAAUUAUUAGGUUGCUGCUAGUUCAUCGCAGGAUUACCCCCAGCAGUAAAUUCCCCGGUACCCAUUUAUACACCUGGGUGAAGAGAGGCACUAUGAGAGUACAGUAUCUUGCCCAAGAACACAAAGCAGUGCCCCAGCUGAGGAUCCAACCCAGACCGGCUCUCGCAUUUUAGUUAAUUACCAAGAACAGA